Messenger RNA from Elgaria multicarinata webbii, 814 nucleotides. RefSeq names its product R-spondin 4 (gene RSPO4). The record is from RefSeq and is a predicted model, not a curated record. The coding region runs from base 116 to 814 and encodes 232 amino acids. NCBI's taxonomy places the organism in Eukaryota, Metazoa, Chordata, Lepidosauria, Squamata, Anguidae. The transcript has 5 exons.
UUUUUGCCGCAAGAGCUGUUUUCUCUCCUUCGCUCAAUCUGCUCUUGGCAGGAGGAGAAACGUCAGCCGCUUGGAUGAUCUGAUUCUUUCUUUGCCCGAAUUUACUCCUGCCCAGAUGCAGCGGACACUCCUGCUGUUGCUGUUAUUCGUAAACUCCAUGGAAAUGCUGACACAAGGCAGAAGGAAGAAACGAGUAAGCGCUGCGCUGUUUGAGAACUGCACUGGAUGCAUCAUGUGCUCAGAGGACAACGGCUGCAUCUCCUGCCAGCAGAGGCUGUUCCUGCUCAUCUGGAGGGACGGGAUCCGUCAGUACGGUGCCUGUGUCCAUGCCUGCCCACCGGGAUACUUUGGGGUGCGAGGCCAAGAGGUCAACCGAUGCAUUAAGUGCAAAUCACCCAGCUGCGACAGCUGUUUCAGCAAAGAUUUCUGCAUGAAAUGCAAAGAGCAGUUCUACCUACACAAAGGCAAAUGUUUCAACACGUGUCCUCCCGACACCGUGGCUCAGUCCGGGACCUGGGAAUGCCAAGAAAAGUGUGAGAUGGGUCCAUGGGGCGAAUGGAGCCUCUGCACCAAACAAGGGCGGACGUGCGGCUUCAAGCGGGGCUCAGCCACAAGGGUCCGCGAGGUCGUCAGAAACAGCAGAGAGGAUGUGGCGACGUGCCCGGUGCUCUCCGAGUCCAGGAAAUGCCGGAUGAAGAAGCACUGCCCCGGAGGUGAGGCGAGGCAGGAGGGGGCAGGGUUGCAGAUGGCUGCUAGCCCUGGUAUCCGGUUUGUGUAUUUCUCUGGGGUAAUUCACUGUCUGAAGGCAGCUUAG